Messenger RNA from Mytilinidion resinicola, 1399 nucleotides. RefSeq lists its product as uncharacterized. The record is from RefSeq and is a predicted model, not a curated record. NCBI's taxonomy places the organism in Eukaryota, Fungi, Ascomycota, Dothideomycetes, Mytilinidiales, Mytilinidiaceae. The transcript is spliced from 6 exons. The coding region runs from base 30 to 959 and encodes 309 amino acids.
GAAAGUAGAAAAGCGUGCCUCUCUGCACGAUGCUUCCCCCAAUUGAUCCAUCCACGCUUGAGCAAAAUCCAGGCUUCAGCGCACUGUAUAAGGACUUGACCACGAGGAAAUUCAAUCCCGAUGGCUCUUCCAAGGACCUCAAGAGGCAGCGAGCACAUGCCGAGGUGCAAAAGAAACUUCAAACUGCAAGGAUCGAAGCCGCAAAGUCCCAGAUUCUACGUGCUAGCCUAGUCGAUCUCCCAUCUAAGUCUGAUGGCCUACCUCCAGAGCUUCACGAAGUAAUCGAGAUCAUUUGCGCCCAGCUGAACGGUCAAAUACCACCAGAAGAUCGCGAUAUACUCCAGGAUGACACUGAAUACUUUCUCGAAAACAUCGCCCCAGUCUCCGCAGCCGUGUCUGCCAACCUCACUGCCACCGCUGAACAUCUCACCCGCAUCGCCAACCCAUUAUCCUCCGAUCCCCUAGACCCAACAAUUCUCCCCAGCGCCACGCUCUCCCUCCUCGACGCCAACAUCGCCUUAACCGACGACCUAACCACCACCCGCCACUCCCUCGCCACCCUCGCCGCAACUCUCCUAACCACUCACACGACCCUCCUAACUUCGCUCAUCCGCAUCCUAGAGCAGACCGUCCACGGCGCCGUAUCCCGCGGCACGCGAGCCCACGCAGAGCAGCUAGCCGUGAAAGCCGAUGUUUUGAACGCACAGGCUAGCAUUCACGCACUCACCCACCCCCUUCCCGCACCGCUUGCAGAGUCGCUGCAGGAGUACUCCGCUGCGAUGGAGAAGGAGCACAUGCGGUUGAAGACGAGAGAGCGGGCGGCGCUGAAGAUGCUGAAGGCGUAUGAAGACGCAGGUGCGAAGGGGAUGGCCGAGAUUGCGGAGAGAUUUGCGGAAGUGGGAAGAGAGGUGGAGAGGGUGAGAGGAGAAAUUGAGCGGUUGGAGCAGGGUGGCAAGUAGGUAGGAGGUAAACAGCGUAGGCUCACAAGCAUGUGUAUCUCAAAUCACAAGCAACAGAGCAAAAGUGAAGAAGUCGGAAAGCCCCAACGGGCAUAUAUGGCCAAAACUAUAGACGCCCCAAAGUAAAUAAAGACAUUUCUUUAGUACAUAGCCCCAUGCGGGCCGCAACAGCUAUAAACGCGUGCCGUAUGUGUUCCGCCAAAAAAAAAAAAAAACUCCAUAAAACGCCGUCGGAAAUGAGCUUCGCUUUUCCAUCGUAGUUCUACAUUUGCGUGUCGCAGGGGCUUAGCCCUGAUCGCAGUCGUGUUCCGUCACCGCCGGGACGCCGGAACGUGUAUGCCCGGCCCCUCUGCCUCUCUCACACUAGCGUCUUGCUGGGUGAUACUGUCGUGUUAUUGAUAGUUUGGGCGGUAUAUGUCUUCAUUCACUCUUCUUCCCAC